This is a messenger RNA of Helobdella robusta, 846 nucleotides long. RefSeq lists its product as hypothetical. NCBI's taxonomy places the organism in Eukaryota, Metazoa, Annelida, Clitellata, Rhynchobdellida, Glossiphoniidae. The record is from RefSeq and is a predicted model, not a curated record. Bases 1 to 846 code for a protein of 281 amino acids. The transcript has 6 exons.
AUGAAUUUCGCAAAGUUUUUCCGCGCAAAAGCAGUCAUUUCGUUGGUUAUGUUGUCUUUCUUUUAUACUCUCUUUUUGGCGCCAACCUCAAUUCAUGGAGUCAGAGAAUUUUGGCGGGAAAGUAUUCAGAGUAACGGUACCAAAAUUAUCAGCAACAGCAACACCAACAACAUUAGUAGCAACAACAACAACAUCAACAACAACAUCAACAACAAAAACAAAUCAGAUGAAGCGAUUAUGAAGAGACUAAACAAGCGAUCCAUUGACUUAAAGAACGCGAAGCGUCGCCGUAGCAGUCACUACAACAACCACAACAGCACCGGCAAACAUCAACAGCAAACCCUCUGCGUGAUUAGCAACCACCUAACGACUGACGACAACUUCCACAGCUUCAUCGCCAACAUCACCAGCGACACUGGCGACAACAAAAACAAAAUGGCGGGUCAUUUAAAUUUUGAAUUUAUUUUUCCCGCCAAAUUGUGCUGCCCGAACGUACUUUUUUUUCAACACGAUCAACUGAGCAUGAUAAACGACAGACUGACUUGCUGGGAAAAGGAGAAUCUCGUUAAACAGGAAGAAGAUAAAUUAUUGAGAUUAACUCCAAAAUUCAGCUGGUCCGGCUGUCACAUGGUGAACAUCAGCAACGUCGAACACUUCGUUUGCAAGGGUGGAAGGAGUAUUGGUAGUAAUUUCAUGAGUGUCGAACUCUAUAGCAGUGAAGAUUUGGUCAAGUUGCAGAGAUCCAACUCGUGCUGGGAGAAGGGCUCCAUAUUGAAAUCACACCAGGUCGAUGACCAAAUCAUUGAGAUGAGUUCACGAAUGAGCGGAAACAGGCGAAAUGAGUGA